AUGCCUGCCGUCUUGUCUCCUCCCCUUGUGCCUUUCCCGGGGGAUGCGCCUCAUUCUCCUCCGUACUCCUCCUUCUUUUUGGUCUCCAUCCGCGUUGGGUUUGAAUACGCCCUCCGCCAUCUUCGGGUCUGGAAUGCCUGGGUCUUUGACCAAGGCAGCGCCCGCUCUUAG
Messenger RNA from Aspergillus niger, 171 nucleotides. RefSeq lists its product as uncharacterized. Lineage: Eukaryota; Fungi; Ascomycota; Eurotiomycetes; Eurotiales; Aspergillaceae. The coding region runs from base 1 to 171 and encodes 56 amino acids. The transcript is spliced from 2 exons. The record is from RefSeq and is a predicted model, not a curated record.